AUGGCCGUUGUAGUGGGAACGCAGUGCAGCACAGCCGAUGCCACUUUGGCCCGCGGCCCACCAACCCGACGCCGCCGCUGCCCACCUAGCCUACCGAAGCGGUACGCAGCACCCGCGCCCGAUCCGCAGCGCUGCUCUCUGCCACUGACCACCUGGCCCCGCCUGUCAUCUCUCUCGUCUAGCCGUGUUCUUCCUGGACACAGCGCCGAUCCGAUCCCUUCUGGAUUCGAGCCGAAUCUUCGCCCUUCUGCACGAUCUUCUCCGUAUAUAUACUCACCACUUUCCCCUCGCCCGAUUUUUUUUGGCAAAUUUGAGCUCUCCCGUGCCCUAGAACUCGCUGCUGGAUCUCGCCGGAGUUCGCCGCCGUCUGAUGCUUUUCGCAGGUCGUAUCCGUCGCGCCAGGAACCACCCAGCCGAGUGCUUCGACCUCGCCCCGACGAACACCGCUGCCGCGACUCCAGCCACCAUCUUCCAUCGUCCCCGCUUGCCACCGACGCCGUUGUGGACGUCUUCGAGACUGCAGAAAAGCUACGCGUCUCGUACUCCACCAUACGGAGUUCGGAGACCACCGGAGCAGGCGCCACCAUCGCCGCCCGAGGUGCCGGCGCCGUCUUCUUCAAGUCCGGCGACAAUCCCUCCUCUGUCCUCCGGAUAUUCAGGUGAUCAGUGAGAUACAGUAGGGUCGCGAGUCUUCACUCAACAUGUUCUCCAGUGGGCAUUAAUGGACUCAUCGUUUAUUAUGCUACCUUUCCGCUGGUAUUAUUGAAUAAAGCUAGCUAUGUGCUAUUCACUUUGUAAUACAUUAUAAUUUCUGGAUCAUACGUUUUAGUAAAUGAUGCACUUGUUACUUUGA
Messenger RNA from Aegilops tauschii subsp. strangulata, 853 nucleotides. Lineage: Eukaryota; Viridiplantae; Streptophyta; Magnoliopsida; Poales; Poaceae. The record is from RefSeq and is a predicted model, not a curated record.